This is a messenger RNA of Aspergillus sclerotioniger CBS 115572, 1647 nucleotides long. RefSeq names its product serine/threonine-protein phosphatase. Gene Ontology annotation, cellular component: cytosol. Gene Ontology annotation, molecular function: protein serine/threonine phosphatase activity. The coding region runs from base 288 to 1277 and encodes 329 amino acids. Gene Ontology annotation, biological process: mitotic cell cycle; peptidyl-serine dephosphorylation. The transcript is spliced from 6 exons. The record is from RefSeq and is a predicted model, not a curated record. NCBI's taxonomy places the organism in Eukaryota, Fungi, Ascomycota, Eurotiomycetes, Eurotiales, Aspergillaceae.
CCCUCCCCUCCCCCCCAACCUUUCUUCCCCAUUACUAACACCCCCCACUCUCUUCCCUAUAUUUCUUCCAUCUUUGAGCGACAGGUUUUACUGUCGCUUCCAGAUUGUUUCUCUUUCAAUUUCCCUUUUACAUCUCGUUGCGUCCGAUCGUGUUCCCCCCCCUCAAAGAAAUCCACGCCUCCCUCACGAGACCUCCCCUCCCAGUUGGUCCGCCCCUCCUCAGUUGCAGUCAAUCGUCAUAAUUUCUCUCCCCACCACCCUUGUUGUUACUUACGGUGGUCACUGCAAUGGACAACAACAUGGAGAUCGAUACGGCGCGGUCGCCCGAACCUCAUCAUCUCUCCCCGACCACCGAUCCGGGCUCCAUACCCACCCUCGACGGAUGGAUCGAAAACCUGAUGACCUGCAAGCAACUAGCGGAGGAAGAUGUGCGGAGGCUGUGUGAUCGGGCAAGAGAGGUCCUACAGGAAGAGUCGAACGUGCAGCCCGUGAAAUGCCCGGUGACUGUGUGCGGUGAUAUACACGGCCAGUUCCACGAUCUCAUGGAGCUUUUCCGCAUUGGUGGCCCCAAUCCGGAUACGAACUACCUGUUCAUGGGUGACUACGUCGACCGUGGUUACUACUCCGUAGAGACCGUCACGCUCCUUGUCUGCCUCAAAAUCCGUUACCCUCAGCGUAUCACCAUCCUUCGGGGAAACCACGAAUCCCGCCAGAUCACGCAAGUUUACGGCUUUUACGACGAAUGCCUGCGCAAAUACGGCAACGCCAAUGUCUGGAAAUACUUCACUGAUCUGUUCGACUACCUCCCCCUCACCGCACUUAUCGAGAACCAGAUCUUCUGUCUGCAUGGUGGUCUGAGUCCGUCGAUUGACACGCUCGACAACAUCCGCUCCCUGGAUCGGAUCCAGGAAGUCCCACACGAGGGUCCGAUGUGCGACUUGCUCUGGAGUGACCCUGACGACCGAUGCGGCUGGGGCAUCUCCCCCCGCGGUGCUGGAUACACAUUCGGGCAGGAUAUUUCGGAGGCAUUUAAUCACAACAACGGCUUGACUCUGGUGGCACGGGCGCACCAGCUGGUAAUGGAGGGUUAUAACUGGUCGCAGGAUAGAAACGUGGUCACGAUUUUCUCGGCUCCUAAUUACUGCUACCGCUGCGGCAACCAAGCCGCAAUCAUGGAAAUUGACGAGCAUCUGAAGUAUACGUUCUUACAAUUCGAUCCCUGCCCGCGUGCAGGAGAGCCCAUGGUCUCGAGGCGCACACCCGAUUAUUUCCUGUGAUUUGUUUGUGAUAGACAUUUCUUCUCACCUCUGGCAAGUUGAGGUUCUCCGACCCUUCGAAAGGGCUCCUGGGAUGUUGGGACAAGGAUACAUCAAGGCGGUCUGCCUAAAUAAUUGUAUGUCCGUAUUUCUGGCCGUGUUGAUACCAUUCAUGAAAAUAAAAGACGUUUCGAGACUAUAUCCACCUUCCGGCGGAUGGGAUGAUGGGUUUGCCACCGGGUGGGGAGGAUGCGCUGUCGCUGCCUGAACCCGGCGAGCCAUGUGCCUCAGGUAGAUAUCCACGCCCGAUAUGCGAUUGGGUUUUUGCCGAUGUGACAGGUCGCUGUUCGUUGUCAAUUGCCCAUAGACACCGCACCGUCCGAUCAUGCAC